AACUGGAAAGCUAUUACAUGUGUGCUUUGUAACGAAAGAUAAAAAGCUUCUCGAUAUAUUAUUGCGAAAAAUAUCGCGUGUUGACAAAGUAAAAAAAAAAAAAAUUAAAUCACGCCAUCAAACGUUCGUUUCGUAAUCGUCAGAUGCCGCGUGUUGUCCAUUGGGUUGUCCGAAUUGGAUCAAGAGAUCGCUCUCGGUGUGUGGGACUGCGGCACAUACAUAUACAUACAUGCAUACAUCAUCGCAAUUUUUUGUUGCUAACGUCAACGUGCGGUGAUUCGCGUCACGGCCUUUAGCGCGACCCUGUUUCUCGUCGCCGAUUCGUCACGUGAAUUUGCCUUCGCUAACGUUCACGUCGUUCGAAACGCGGGAGACGGAGGAUCCCCCAACUCGGGAGGAACUGAAAGCCCACGUGGCCCGUCUACAUCUGCUGACAGUGGCUGUCCGUCUGACAGUGUACGAGGAUCGACGUUUGUCAGGCGUCGCUCACUCGCCAGUCAUUCCGCUUCGCACAGUGGACGAUAUUGUCGGCGAGCAGAUCGUAGCAGGCGUCGAGUAGCUUUUUGGGAUAUCGAGCUUUGGACGAAUAAACGAACGAUAGUGUGGUGCCUGCGCUACCGAUGAUUUUUCAUCGAGGUGACAGUCGUCGUGUGAUGCGCUGGAGAUAAAUUGAAUGGACAGAAUGGCUCGUUACGGCAGCGAGAGAUCCCUACAUUCCCUGCAGCCGAUGCACCCGGGUCACUCAACUCACGCUGCCGUCUCGACGUCUCCCACGACGCCGACGACAACGUGCUAUAUCAAUCUGACCAAGGUUGCCACCGUCAGCUCUAUCCACGUGCCAAGUGUCGGAUCAUCUGAAAGCCCUACUGCCACCUCGCCGACGUCUCCGCCGGACUCCCGUAUACCGAGGCCAUCGCCGUCGGCUCUGCGUCGCGCUGCCAGUUUGCGCGUGCGCGGCGAACGGAUACUACCACCACAUCAUCCGCGAGCCACCACCGCCGCGGCCCUGAUCGGCCACCAACAGCAUCACCGUCGUCACAACCACCUCCUGCAAUCGUCGCAGCAGCAUCAGCAUCCGGAUCAUUGUAUCUUUCCAGUCAUCACGGAGAAUGGAACCGACUCGCCGCGACAACGAUCCCUCAGUCUCUCACUGACACCGGUGAGGCCGCGGCCAGGUCACGCGGCCUCUGGAGGAACGACGACGGGGAUUGCCAAUGAUGACAGCGAUGUCGAGAGCGUGAAGAGUUAUAGUAGCGCUUGCAGCACGGCGAGCGCUUGUGAGCACGCCUCCUUCGCGUUGAACGGUACCACUUGGUCCGGUCGAUCGCGAAAAUAUGUCGUGCAUUGUUCUAAUCACGUCGGCGACAAUGAACAGUAUCUCACGCCUACCCAAAGAGCGGCUAGACAAGUCAGGAAAUUUCAGGCUCUGUUGAAAGAGGCGCGUAAAGAGAUCGAGGAGAAAGAUCGGGAACUCUUGCGUUUGACGAAGGAGGUUGUGGAAUUGAGAUUGUACAAGGCUUCUCUGAACAGUCCGGAUGAGCGAACGGAUAGCAGCGACGCUCUCACUGUGCGCGAAAACAAUCCCUUCUCGCCAGAAUCGCCGAGCAAGGAUCUUCCGGAUGAGAACAUCGCGGAGAAAUCUGUUACCAGUCCGGAAACGCCGGAGAAGCGUUUAAACACAGAUGUUCCACCAUCGUUGGCUGAUUCCGGACACUUUGAAGAUGGUUCCAUCCAUUCAAAAGACUCUGUAUGCCUGCCUGAGCCACAACCAGAGAUUGUUAUCAGCACGAUUACUGAAGUACAAUCCAGCGAUAUCCCCGAUACGAUUUCUAGAACGCCGACGAGCAUCGAGCGAGACGAGGAGAGACGUCGAUUGGUUAGUCAUUAUGAGAAUAGAAUCGAAGAUAUGCACAGACGGCACAUUGACGAGUUGCAGGAUCUCAAGCAGAAGCACAAUGACAAGGUGGAAAGUUUGCUCAAUCAAUUGUCUGAGGUCAACACACGUUACUGUGAAGUGCGGCCAGCCUUAGACAUCGCGGAAGCUCGUGUACGUGAAUUAGAAGCGGAGUUAGAGGCUGUGAAGACUGAGCUUAAUGAACAGAAAGCGAUCUUAAGCGAGCAGGAGGAAAGAAAUAAGCAAAUGUACCUGAAAAUGUAUGCCAAAGGUCAAGAAGCCGCGCGCAUUGAACAAGCUGAUCAAAUUCUUGUGCAAGCGCAUCAAUCACCGCCUAAAGUCACCGUUGCGGAACUUCUUCAACAGCUAACCGUCACACAAGCUGAAUUAGAAAAUAUUAAGGACACAAGCUACUCGCCUGAACCUCACAUUUCAGCCGAACAUAGCCAAAGUUUAUUAAGCGCUCAGGAGGCUGUUUCUCUCUGGGUCCUUGGCACACGUAAGAUCGGGCGAUAUUAUCCAAUGCACCUGGAAGAAACAGCCUCUUAUAUCUUCGGCCAGUGCAAUGUAUCGACGUAUUGUAGAGGCGAGAAGCAGUCAGGGUACGCUCGAUCCAGAAAUUACCCUGCAGUUCCUAAAGUCGGCAAUCUAUUAUUUUCUAACUGAUAAGGAGAAUCAUCAUGGUCACUUAAAUGCUAUUGAAAGUAUCUUGGGCUUCACAGACACGGAAAAGCAUAAUAUCGACAGGCUCUAUCGAUCGGCGAGGAAGUAACACUUUUUAGAAAUUCUUCAUUAUUAAGAAAUAAUAUCGCUAUUGAUGAGUGAUAUUAUGCUAUCAGAUUUAAUGUUAACAUUUUUAUUUUUCUUGUUGGUAAAUCAAAUUUUUUAAAAUAAACAUUUUGAUUUGUGUGUCCGACAGAUUUGUAUCAACUUCAUGGAUAUUUUUUAAUUAGUAAAGUGAAAAAUUUAUCGUGAAAAUUAAUUAGUAUAUUUUUUUAUAGCAAGAAAACAAAUUAUGUUUUUAUGAUGACAAUUUUUGCUCUCUCCUAUUUUUCCAGAACUCAACAAUGAAGUUUGUACGGAUCUUUCAUGAUCACACCUUAUAUUUUUUCAUUAAUUAUUAUUUAUGUACAAUACAAAAGAGAUAAAGAAAAACAGUACAUUUUGAUAGUAUAAAACAAAUAUAAACCAAACAUAUUCGAGAGAUCUAAUUAUAAUAAUUUUGUUACAAUAUUUUACAACUCUUUCUCGCACACACACAUAUAUAUCAUAUUUUUAAUACGCGCUGGGUGACGAUUUCGGACAAAUUGCUUUUAUUUUUUAAUAUACAUCUAAAAUUUAAUAUAUAUGUAGUGUGUAUAUAUAUAUAUAUAUAUAUAUAUAUAUAUAUAUAUAUAUAAGUUAAUA
This is a messenger RNA of Cataglyphis hispanica, 3301 nucleotides long. It is a transcript of the gene qtc, whose product is annotated as protein quick-to-court. The coding region runs from base 674 to 2560 and encodes 628 amino acids. The record is from RefSeq and is a predicted model, not a curated record. The transcript is spliced from 10 exons. Lineage: Eukaryota; Metazoa; Arthropoda; Insecta; Hymenoptera; Formicidae.